AUGGGUUACCCGCUACCUACUCAGCCAAGCCACCCUUUAGCGAUGGGCGGGACGUCACCCACGGCGGCUGGGACGUCCCAAACCCUACCCAUGCAAGCCGUCAAUAGCCCUAGCAGCUCAACGUGUCUUCGAAGCGACGUCACACCUCAAUCUGGUGACACGCCUGGACAGCAAGGGGCUAAUAAUGGCAAUCCGCCAAGUUUGGAUUCGAUCUCGGAAGCUGGUAGGUGCACAGUAGUGCUCGCUUCCGUUCUCUAA
Messenger RNA from Strongylus vulgaris, 258 nucleotides. The record is from the annotation of a GenBank genome assembly. Lineage: Eukaryota; Metazoa; Nematoda; Chromadorea; Rhabditida; Strongylidae.